AUGACCGCCGUUCUCUCAGGAGGUGUGCAGCUGUUUCUGCCGCUGCAUAACAACGACCAGAUGCCAGAAGGCGUGAACGACGUAUGGCGCCGACAGCAGUACCAUCAGAUGUCCCUGCCAGCCAUUAACAACUACUGGCCUGACGGCCACGCCACGGCGAUGGGCGGCAUGUCCGACAUGGACCUCAGCAGAUUCCAUGCAGAGUCUGGCGAUUAUGAGAACACCUUUCAUCACGAUGCUGCGUCACUGAUCUCUCAGCCGAUGGGCUACGUGCCUGACGCCAAUUGGGGAUCGGACAUGGACAUCGGCACGCCCUCCACCACUGCCGGGUUCCCGAACGAUGCCAUGGACGGCUAUCAUCAUAUGCCGCAUACCAGCAAUCCCAACCAUCACCUGAACCUCGCCCAACGACAUGAACACAACUCCUCCGUGCAGAGCCCCCAGAGCUCGCAUGACUCUGGCAUCAGCCCGCAUCUAUCGUAUGCCCAACCCCCAGACGCCGUGAUCAAAGAAGAGAGACCGUGCCUUACCCGGUCCAUCACCGCCCCCGCAGCACCAGAAGUCCGUCAACGAAGGGGCACCGUCAUAGCCUGCUCAGGUACUUCCUCCGUCAAAAGAUCCGGCAGCGAGAACGAAGACGACGAGUACAUGCCCAGCGAGGAAGCCAAACCCCGCGGCCGAAAGCGCCAACGCAUCCCCCACACGGCCGUCGAGCGACGAUAUCGCGAGAACUUGAACGCCCAUUUGGACAAGCUGCGUCAGACCGUGCCCUCGCUGGCAUCGAAGCGACCAGCGGGGAACUCGAAAAUGGGAGACGGCAUGGGAGAAGGCGUGAAGCCGAGCAAGCUUUGA
Molecule: messenger RNA, 852 nt
Organism: Zasmidium cellare ATCC 36951
Lineage: Eukaryota; Fungi; Ascomycota; Dothideomycetes; Mycosphaerellales; Mycosphaerellaceae
Exons: 2
Coding region: 1-852 (283 amino acids)
Molecular function (GO): protein dimerization activity
Source: RefSeq, a predicted model, not a curated record